AUUAACCCUGACUCGCAGUUCCAUUCCUGGUACAAAAUGCCUAUACUGCCACGAGGAGUAACCGAGUACUCGCAUCCACAACAACGAUCAUCCAUUACGCCAAAUCACUUCUGUAUUGACAUUCAUCGCCCGCAGGUGAUACCUGCUGUUGAGCAUCAUAGCCAUCAGCUCUUUCAUUGCCCACAAAAUGGCCGCUAUCACGAGCGCCAUAGGCCGGUCAGGCCGUCGCUAUGUUGUCGAAAAGAUCCUCCAAGAAUCACGCGGACCAUAUGGACCUGUAUACCUUGCGUCUGCCGACAACAAACGGUAUGUCUUGAAAGACGUAGGGUCGCAGGCUUUCAAGCAUCUCGACCACAUGUAUAAUGAUUUUCGCGCCUCAACAUAUGUCCGCGUUGCAGAGGAUGCGAUUCCCGAUCAUACCAUGUUUGCGUUUCGGUACUUCAAAGAUCAUCUCCUCAGCUUCGCUGGGAAGGCUGUGCCUGAAUCGCAGGUCAAGCGGAUCUUGCGCGAUUCGCUGCGUGGGCUGGCGGCCAUGCACGAGAAGCGCUUCGUGCAUGGAGACGUUAAGCCUAACAACAUCGUCAUCGACUAUGACGGUGAAGGAGGAGAGGGAGGCAAAUGCACUGUUACCCAAGUCCAGUUAGCCGACAUUGAAGACGCUGCAUAUGUGCCUGAAGGUAAAGCGAUUGAAGGAUGGACAGCGGGAAAUUGGAUGUGGCGUAGUCCAGAGGCGCAUGCGGCACGGAAGCUCUGCGAAGAGAGCGACAUGUUUUCGUUCGGGCUCGUGUGCAUCUAUGCCAUGACAAGGCGCAUCCUCAUGGCAGUCGACGACAAGGAGCUCUUCGUAACGCACGAAGGUCAAAAGGUCGAGAUUGAAAAGCUGGCGGUGGUGAUCGAGCGGCAAAUGUCGUACUUUGCUCCGGAUUUGGACAGCAUCGAAGGAUUCAUGGCUUAUUUGGGAGGAGACCAUCCUUGGGCGCCAAUCUUCACAGUGACGGUCGAAGGAUUCGGCAAAGACAACCCGAGGAAGCCGUUGACUCUCUGGACCGGGAUCGAGGAGGACUUCAGAGAUCUGCUCGCGAAACUAACCGAUUUGAACCCCUUGAACCGGAUUGGAUCCAAGGAGGCGCUGGAGCAUCCAUGGUGGAAGGAUGUUCCAGAUGACUGAAGGAUCUCGACUGAGCUCAACGAUGGCAUGUGAAGGCGUAUGUGGCUGGACAGCUUGUAAGGCGCAAUGGACGUGGCUGUAAAUGUAUGAUACCCAUUCCCUACUCAAUAUUCUCAGAAAAAAGGCGUACAAGAAGACUCUUCGGCAAAAUGAGCGGUACCAACGCUGCAUCACCGGUUUGGUGUGCGUCUGGCACGAAAUGGCCAGUGGCAUGUCACUUGCAGAAGCGUUCAAUAUAUUUUCCACUCUCC
Messenger RNA from Westerdykella ornata, 1419 nucleotides. Its product is annotated as kinase-like protein. Lineage: Eukaryota; Fungi; Ascomycota; Dothideomycetes; Pleosporales; Sporormiaceae. Gene Ontology annotation, cellular component: cytoplasm. The record is from RefSeq and is a predicted model, not a curated record. The transcript is spliced from 3 exons. Gene Ontology annotation, biological process: protein phosphorylation. Bases 188 to 1168 code for a protein of 326 amino acids. Gene Ontology annotation, molecular function: ATP binding; protein serine/threonine kinase activity.